GCGCUGCCCCUGCGGCAGAUCGGCGUCGUGGAGUCGUGCUACCGCGACGUGCAGGGCACGCCGCGGCAGCCGCUGCUCGCGCCGACGGCGCGCGCGGUCUGCGUGCUGGACAAGGCCGUCGUGGAGGCGUGCGCGCUCGAGGGCCUCGACCGCCACAGCCACGUCUGGUUGCUCUUCGCCUUCCACGAGAACACGAACGGCCGCAAGCGGGCCGUCGCGGCCAAGGUGCGGCCGCCGCGCGGCCGCGGGCGGAAGGUCGGCUGCCUCGCGACGCGGACGCCGCACCGGCCGUCGGCGCUGGGCCUGUCGCUCGUCGCGCUCGAAUCCGUCGACGCGCGCGCGCGGCGCGUCGUCGUCCGCGGCGCCGACGUUUUGGACGGGAGCCCGCUCGUGGACAUCAAGCCGUUCUUGCCGUCGUACGACGCGCCGCCG
Aureococcus anophagefferens is the source of this 432-nucleotide messenger RNA. RefSeq lists its product as hypothetical. The annotation marks the transcript as partial. The transcript has a single exon. The record is from RefSeq and is a predicted model, not a curated record. NCBI's taxonomy places the organism in Eukaryota, Pelagophyceae, Pelagomonadales, Pelagomonadaceae.